Cebus imitator (Panamanian white-faced capuchin) is the source of this 1915-nucleotide messenger RNA. It is a transcript of the gene DUSP9, whose product is annotated as dual specificity phosphatase 9. Gene Ontology annotation, cellular component: cytosol; cytoplasm. NCBI's taxonomy places the organism in Eukaryota, Metazoa, Chordata, Mammalia, Primates, Cebidae. Gene Ontology annotation, molecular function: protein tyrosine/threonine phosphatase activity; MAP kinase tyrosine/serine/threonine phosphatase activity. The record is from RefSeq and is a predicted model, not a curated record. Bases 272 to 1426 code for a protein of 384 amino acids. Gene Ontology annotation, biological process: protein dephosphorylation; negative regulation of MAPK cascade. The transcript is spliced from 4 exons.
CAAAUACCCUUCGACACCCCCAGCACAUCUCUGAGUCCCUCCCUCCCAACACCUGGCACGCGGACUCUAGAGGCUGCAGCAUUUGGUGGCAUCCCUGCCAGACACCUCUGGCUCUCCUUCGGCAGCGGCUGAUCAGCCUUGGGCUCCCCAGGUGCCUCCCUAAACAGACCUUGAGACUCCCCAGCGACUGGCUUGGCCUCUUCCCUAAGAGAUAAAGAAGGCACUUGGGGUGCAAGUGCCCGCGGUCCGACGUGUCAGAAGCCGAGCGGCGAUGGAGGGCCUGGGGCGCUCGUGCCUGUGGCUGCGCCGGGAGCUGUCGCCCCCGCGGCCGCAGCUGCUGCUCCUGGACUGCCGCAGCCGCGAGCUGUACGAGUCCGCGCGCAUCGGUGGGGCGCUGAGCGUGGCCCUACCCGCGCUGCUGCUGCGCCGCCUGCGGAGGGGCAGCCUGUCGGUGCGCGCGCUCCUGCCGGGACCGCCGCUCCAGCCGCCCCCGCCUGCCCCAGUACUCCUGUACGACCAGGGUGGGGGCCGGCGCCGGCGCGGGGAGGCCGAGGCUGAAACGGAGGAGUGGGAAGCCGAGUCAGUGCUGGGUACCCUGCUGCAGAAGCUGCGGGAGGAAGGCUACCUUGCCUACUACCUCCAGGGUGGCUUCAGCAGAUUCCAGGCCGAGUGCCCUCACCUAUGUGAAACCAGUCUGAGUGGCCGUGCCAGCUCCAGCUUGGCCCCGCUGCCCAGUCCAGCGCCCGUGGUGGGGUUGGGCAGCCUGUGCCUGGGCUCCGACUGCUCUGAUGCGGAAUCCGAGGCUGACCGCGACUCCAUGAGCUGCGGCCUGGAUUCGGAGGGUGUCACACCCCCCCCAGUGGGGCUUCGGGCAUCCUUCCCUGUCCAGAUCCUGCCCAACCUCUACCUGGGCAGCGCCCGGGAUUCAGCCAACUUGGAGAGCCUGGCCAAACUGGGCAUUCGCUACAUCCUCAAUGUCACCCCCAACCUCCCAAACUUCUUCGAGAAGAAUGGUGACUUUCACUACAAGCAGAUCCCCAUCUCCGACCACUGGAGCCAGAACCUGUCGCAGUUCUUUCCGGAGGCCAUUGCAUUCAUCGAUGAAGCCUUGUCUCAGAACUGCGGGGUGCUCGUCCACUGCCUAGCGGGGGUCAGCCGCUCUGUCACCGUCACUGUGGCCUACCUCAUGCAGAAGCUCCACCUCUCUCUCAACGAUGCCUAUGACCUGGUCAAGAGGAAGAAGUCUAACAUCUCCCCCAACUUCAACUUCAUGGGGCAGUUGUUGGACUUCGAGCGCAGCCUGCGGCUGGAGGAGCGCCGCUCGCAGGAGCGUGCCACCGGGGAGCAGGCAUCUGCGGCCUCCGACCCGCCCUCCUUCUUCACCACCCCCACCAGCGAUGGCGCCUUCGAGCUGGCCCCCACCUAGGGCACCGUAGCAGGCAGGCUGGCCCCUGCCCCACCUCCACCCAUGGGUGUCCCUACUCACCCGUGGGGCAAGGGAGGGGUGGGUGGGAGGGCUCGGCCUGAGCAGGGGGCUGGGGGGAGAGCGCAAUACCUCACGCGGGCUGGCGUCCUAAUCAACGUGCCUACGGCAGGACCACGCUUUGAGCCUGCCUCUUCUGCGACUGUUACUCUUUUCUUUGCGGGAUGGGAGUGGGGGUUCCUCUCCAGGUGACUGUCCAGGCGCUGGCCCUGGCCCUGGGUGCUCAGCCAGCUCAGCUGGGCCUUGUGCCCCCCUGUGCUUCCCUCUCUUGGAAGGGGGCGUGCCACCUCGUUGCCACAGGGACUGCCUCCCAGUCCCUUCCCUGUCCUCAAAUGGCCACUUGGAGGGGAGGAGUUUGCCAUCACUGGUGUUGUCACCACCUUGCUUCUCCACCAAGGGCUUGAGGCUCUCAGGGCUGGGGCCUCUCAGGGU